Glycine soja is the source of this 1012-nucleotide messenger RNA. RefSeq lists its product as uncharacterized. Bases 175 to 711 code for a protein of 178 amino acids. The transcript has a single exon. The record is from RefSeq and is a predicted model, not a curated record. NCBI's taxonomy places the organism in Eukaryota, Viridiplantae, Streptophyta, Magnoliopsida, Fabales, Fabaceae.
CUAGGCACACUGUUGCAUAUAAAAAAGAUAUUCAAGCUAUUAUGAUUUCAUAGUUUGUAAUUGCCACUCAUACUUGAACCAGAAAACCAAGCUUAAACCUUCUCCUCCUAUCUUCUUCUCUGCAAAUUCAAUCAGUCAGUGACAACAACCUAGUACGGUUCCAAUCAACCAAAGAUGGUUAAUACAAAAACCGAGGUACCCCAGAAGAGUGUCCUUAGUAUCAAGCAAGAUGACAAGUUCUUCUGCAGGCUUCUUUCAAAGGAAAGUUCAAUGUCCAACCCUUCUUUCAGAAUAGCCCUUGCUGUGCCAUUUGUGUGGGAAUCUGAGCCUGGCACCCCAAAACACAGGUUCUCAGAGGACACACUCCCUCCUCUAACUCCUCCACCUUCUUACCAUUUUAGCACUAUCAAUAGCUACAAAAAGAAAGAGAAGAAGCACUCAUCAAAGUCUAGUCUCUUGCUCACAAUGCUACCAAAGCUGAACCUCAUCAAGAAAAUGAUUCUCUCGUCCUCAUCAUCAUACCCUUCUUCAUGGCCCUCAUCAUCUUCAAGCUCCUCCAAAGUUGUCCCUAUGGCUAAGUUUGGCAAGAAGAAGCUCUUAAGCUAUGGAUCAUCAUGUAAUGAUUUCAAGGGAGAUUGUGAAGGAGUUGGUGGUGCUAGUUCACCCUCUUCCAAAUUGUGCUUUAGCAUUCCUCGUGCCACCUGCAGUUAAGACAGUGAGUUCUAAGGUUUUCUUAAGCUAAUUCAAUUAAGACUUGUCAUUAUAGUUUGGAUCUGGAGUGGACAAUGUGAUUCUUAUAUAGUAUUUCUUUGUAAAUUUUCUAGCUAAUAUUCUUCUUCAUGUUUAGAGGACAAUCUAUUUUCUAUGCUAGAAUUUGUCUUGGGAGUUUUGUCCUCUCAAAUAAUUAACAAGCUUGCUUCCAAAGCGUGUGAGUGUAUCUUAAAAACAUUUUGUGUAGUUUGAAACGAUCAUUGUUUUUCCUUAUUUUUUCUGUGCUUAGAAUGUGCCAAAA